AUGAUCUAUACCAGUAUCAAGGCUCUUCAAUUUCUAUCUGUUCCGGUGUAUACCAUCUUUAAGAAUUUGACGAUCGUUGUCAUUGCGUAUGGCGAAGUCUUGUGGUUCGGUGGAAGCGUCACCCCGCUGAUUAUGCUGUCCUUCGGUUGUAUGGUGCUCAGCUCCGUCGUAGCUGCGUGGGCUGAUAUUCAGGCUGCUGUCAAUGGUUUCGGGCAUUCAGGAGAGACUGCUGCUGCUAUCUCUACAUUGAAUGCCGGAUAUGCCUGGAUGGGUCUUAAUGUUAUCUGCACGGCUUUAUACGUCUUGGGAACGCGCAAGUUUAUCACCUCUCUGAACUUCAAAGACUGGGAUACUAUGCUUUAUAAUAACUUAAUAUCCCUGCCCAUUAUGAUUAUCUGUUCUCUGGUCACCGAAGACUGGUCUUCGGCUAACCUGGCCAAGAACUUCCCUGCUGAAUCGCGCAACAAUAUUCUCAUUGGCAUGUUAUACUCCGGUCUAGGGGCCAUCUUCAUCUCCUACUCAUCUGCCUGGUGCAUUCGCAAAACUUCGUCAACAACCUAUUCAUUCGUUGGGUAUUUGAACAAGCUCCCACUUGCAAUUAGCGGACUCGUAUUUUUCGAUACUCCUGUCACGUUUGGUGGUGUCUCAGCCAUUCUUCUGGGAUUCUUUAGCGGUCUCAUCUACGGCUACGGCAAGAUGAAGCAGAAGGAGAUGGCGAGCCAGGUCCUCCCCACCACCCGUCCGACUAUGAGUGCUAGCUCUCAGAGCCAGAAGGAUGCGUCUAACUGA
Messenger RNA from Trichophyton benhamiae CBS 112371, 789 nucleotides. RefSeq lists its product as uncharacterized. Gene Ontology annotation, molecular function: antiporter activity; GDP-mannose transmembrane transporter activity. The record is from RefSeq and is a predicted model, not a curated record. The coding region runs from base 1 to 789 and encodes 262 amino acids. NCBI's taxonomy places the organism in Eukaryota, Fungi, Ascomycota, Eurotiomycetes, Onygenales, Arthrodermataceae. Gene Ontology annotation, cellular component: Golgi apparatus. The transcript has 2 exons.